This is a messenger RNA of Trichoplusia ni (cabbage looper), 2831 nucleotides long. Its product is annotated as formin-like protein 13. Lineage: Eukaryota; Metazoa; Arthropoda; Insecta; Lepidoptera; Noctuidae. Gene Ontology annotation, molecular function: RNA polymerase II complex binding. Bases 440 to 2773 code for a protein of 777 amino acids. The record is from RefSeq and is a predicted model, not a curated record. The transcript has 15 exons. Gene Ontology annotation, biological process: mRNA 3'-end processing. Gene Ontology annotation, cellular component: RNA polymerase II, holoenzyme.
ACACACAAAAUGGCUGUAUAAGUCAUCUUCCUUUGUGCUUAGUUUAGUUGGGUUGAUAAAAAAGAUAUUAAAUAGAAAAUGGCGGUUGUUGUCUUUGGGAGAAUAGUUCCGUAAUAAUUUCCAUUUUCUCUGUAUAUGUUUAGCUUGUUUGAGAUUAAUCUAAACAGUAAACUGAUGCAUACAGUAUUGUUAUCUUAAUUCAAAACAACUUUAUAUCCGAUGCCAGAUAUGUAUUCUUAACGAGAACUGAAUUAGUGCUAUCAACGCGGUUUUUCGCUGCGUCUAUUUGUCCACAUUAGCGUGUUGUGCUAAAAUGAACAUAACCCUUCGUGUAAGGAUGAUUCUACCUGUAAUAAGUGUGAAAAAUUAAAUGAGUGCUAUGAUGCUGCCGUACUACGGCUUGUUAUAGUGUCAGUGAUACAUUAAAAGUUUGAUAACAAUGGGUGAAACAGAAGAAUUUAAUACAUUAGCCUUUGAAAAACGAUUAAUGCAAUUAAAAGACACUCAAGAAAGUAUCCAGGGAUUAUCUUCAUGGUGCCUUAAACAACGGACACAUCAUAAAAAAAUUGUAUCAAGUUGGUUGAAUGUGUUGAAGAGGGUUAAGGUGGAGCAGAGGCUUGUUUUGUUUUAUCUCGCCAACGAUGUGAUUCAGUACAGUAAGAGGAAGAACUACGAGUUUGUAGAGAGCUGGGGGCUCAAUUUACAGAAAGCUACUCCUUUAGUCAGAGAUGAAAAAGUGCGACCUAAAAUACUGCGCAUCUUCAAAAUUUGGGAACAGAGAUCGGUGUAUGAUGAUGAAUUUCUAUCAGAUCUGACGGGCUUGUUAAGUGCAGGGGCAAUAAAGAAAACAGACGAUGAAUCUAUUGAAUUUCAGCCUACUCAACUUGUGAACAAAGUAAAGCAAUGUGCAGUAUUAGAAGCUGAUACGGACCUUAGACUGAAGGAUAUCCAUGACAGCCAUCUUGAACUAUCCGAUGCAGAUGCACUCAGAACUAGUCUUAAGGGUCUGUAUGAAGAGAGAAACAACAAGGAUGACGUAGAAAAGGAGUUGAAUGAUGGCAUCGCGUGCGUGGAGAGGUAUACGCAAGCGUUACAGAGAGAGAUAGUUGCUAGGGAAGCACUGCUAGCCCUCCUAACAUCUGCCAAUCAGUACUAUUCUACUCAGAGGGGUGAAGUUAAAGUCGUCGCCUAUGCAUACAAGAACUUUGGAGCAAGAGUGCGGGUAUUAAAACGCAAGCUGGACGAGUUGAUACCGACGCUGCCCCACGCGGCCCCGUCGCCGCCGCAGCGCGAUGAGGACGUGCCCUCUCCCGGGCCCGACGAGGAUUUAGACCUGCCGGCGCCCGCCGACAGGACCGAUGAUGAUGACAUUGCAUAUAAUAUCGACCAGACCUUUAAUACGUCAUUGGCGGCCGAUGGAUCUCUAUACAACUUGGGAUUAACCUCUUUUCUUACGUCUGAUAACCCAAUGGCGUUGUUCAACGAGUCGACGGAAAUUCUCAAUAGUGCCAACAAAAUCGAAGUUAUAAACAGUAGGCCGAACGAUAAGCAAGAUUUUACUAUAAAUGACGUUAUAAAAAACCUUAUUACCAAUGAUAAUAAUGCGAACGUGCCUGACAAUAACUCAGUGACGAACGCGUCGAUAUCGCAGAAGACACAAGACACACUGCCUGGGUUGGACUUGCUAACGCCAGAUACGCCCGGCAACCCGCCGCCGCCCACUUCCUUCUAUGGCACCAUGGAAAUCAAUGAUGAUCCAGAACCCGUUUACCACCCGGAACCAACCAGUCCAUGGAGUAGUAGUUGGAAUGCUCCGCGGCUGCCGCUCGCGGGCGCGGCCUUCGCGGAGCCGCCCGAGUCGCCGCCGCCCGCGCCGCCCGUGCCGCCGCCAGAACACUACCCGCGACAGGAGAUCGCGGCGGUAGAUGUGGAUCACCGAGGCAUCCUGCCCCCUCCACCGCCGCCGCCGGCGCUGCCACUCAUACCACAGUUGGAAGAUGUAGAUCAGAGGCUGUUACCGGCGCUGGCGCCGCCUGUGGCUCCCAUUCGACAUCCAACGAUACAUCAAGAUGUAGAUCACAGAAACCUAAUACCGUUAACACAUCAGCAGCAAACGCCGCGACCGAUAAUACCGAUCAAUUCGAUGGAUCAAGAUUACAGAGUGCCUCCCAUGGUGCCGCCGUCGGAUAUCGUCGAAAGCGUCGACAUGGACUUAUCUGAAGAUGAAGACACACAGGCUAUGUACCAAAGCGCACAGCUAAACCAAUCGGAGCGACGCCACAGCUUCAACAAUAACAACAAAGUUUUAGUCGGCGGUGACAACGGAAAGGUGCACAACGACAUGAACCAUACAAACCUCAUACAAAUCAACAGCGAGAAGAAGGAAUCGCGGUCCGCACCCAUCAUACCCCCCAUGGUUAACCCCUUUGACGCCAUGCCGCCCUCUCUCAAGAACUUCAACCUCCCUUUCCAACACACCUUCGAUCUAACAGAAGAAAACUCAAACGAUAGCGCCUACGAGGAAGACUUGCGAAACCGAGGACUUGACAAGGUCCCAGUCGAAGUCCGCAACCCCUCGCCGCCAUUCGAAGACUUCACCAGCGACAACUGGCAACCGCCUCAGCCAAGACCCUUUAUCAACCCAAGGUUCCCCCGAAAUUGGGGUCCGCGGACUAAUUUCAGGCCCCCAGCCUUUUCCCCCCAACAGUCGUGGCCGCGAAACGGCCCCCGACCCACAAACAGAUGGAUGGGACCCAGACCCAGGUUUUGGUGAAGUGAAGUGAUGUGUGUAGUGUUCUAUACUUUAUAAAAGACGAGGUUAUAAGGAAGUA